Peromyscus maniculatus bairdii (prairie deer mouse) is the source of this 6259-nucleotide messenger RNA. It is a transcript of the gene Lmln, whose product is annotated as leishmanolysin like peptidase. Gene Ontology annotation, molecular function: metalloendopeptidase activity. NCBI's taxonomy places the organism in Eukaryota, Metazoa, Chordata, Mammalia, Rodentia, Cricetidae. Gene Ontology annotation, cellular component: cytoplasm; membrane. The record is from RefSeq and is a predicted model, not a curated record. Gene Ontology annotation, biological process: cell adhesion; proteolysis.
GGCGGGGAGGCGUCGCACUCCAUGGUAACGACGCCGGCCCGAAGAUGGCGGCCGCUGGGGCUGGAGGCGCGGGCGGCCCGGGAGCAGGGCCGCGGGGCCGCUGGGCCGGCUGCCUGUGGGUGCGAGGCGUCCUGCUCGUGCUGGGCGGGCUCCCGGCCGGCGCCGCGGCUGCUCCGGUCUCCCUGAGCACUUCGCCUCCCUGUCGGCAUCACGUCCCUUCGGACACCGAGGUCAUAAACAAGGUUCAUCUUAAGACAAGUCAUGUCGUAAAGAGAGAGGCUGAUGGGCAUCUGCGAAUCAAGACUGUCUAUGAUCAGAGUAUCGAAGAGCUGCUUCCUGAGAAAAGAUACCUUGUAAAGAACAAACUUUUCCCGCAAGCUAUUUCUUACUUAGAGAAAACAUUUCAGGUUCGUCGACCUGCCGGCAGGAUCUUACUGAGCAGGCAAUGUGCAACAAACCAGUACCUGCGGAAGGAAAAUGAUCCACACAGAUACUGUACUGGGGAGUGUGCGGUGCAUACCAAGUGUGGCCCCGUUAUAGUGCCCGAGGAGCAUCUCCAGCAAUGCAGGGUCUGCCGAGAGGGCCAGUGGCCCUGCGGAGCCGUGGGUGCUCUGGACCACGAGGGCGUGCAGGAUGCAGACUUCGUUCUCUACGUCGGCGCGCUGGCCACUGAGAGAUGCAGCCAUGAAAACAUCAUCUCCUAUGCAGCCUAUUGUCAGCAGGAGGCGAAAAUGGACAGGCCGAUAGCAGGAUAUGCUAACCUGUGUCCAAAUAUGAUCUCCACCCAACCGCAAGAGUUCAUUGGGAUGCUGUCCACAGUGAAACAUGAGAUCAUCCAUGCCCUGGGCUUCUCUGCUGGGCUUUUUGCAUUCUACCACGACCAAGAUGGGACUCCCCUGACAUCACGGUCUGCAGACGGCCUCCCGCCUUUCAACUAUAGUCUUGGAUUGUAUCAGUGGAGUGAUAAAGUAGUUCGAAAAGUGGAGAGAUUGUGGAAUGUGCGAAAUAAUCAGCUAGUCCGCCACACUGUGUACCUGCUGGUGACACCGCGGGUUGUCGAAGAAGCCCGGAAGCAUUUUGACUGUCCCGUUCUCGAGGGGAUGGAGCUUGAAAAUCAAGGCGGCAUGGGCACUGAGCUCAACCACUGGGAGAAGAGGCUGCUAGAGAAUGAAGCCAUGACCGGUUCUCACACCCAGAACCGAGUGCUCUCUCGAAUCACUCUGGCGUUAAUGGAGGACACUGGCUGGUACAAAGCGAAUUACAGCAUGGCUGAGAAACUGGACUGGGGCCGCGGGAUGGGCUGCGAAUUUGCCAGGAAGAGCUGCAAGUUCUGGAUUGACCAGCAGAGGCAGAAGAGGCGGGUGCCCAGUCCAUACUGCGACACGCUCCGGAGUAACCCACUCCAGUUGACGUGCAGACAGGACCAGAGAGCCGUGGCUGUGUGUAACCUGCAGAGGUUCCCCAACCCUCUACCUCCAGAGUACCAGUACUUCGAUGAGCUCAGUGGAAUAUCUGCAGAGGAUUUGCCCUACUAUGGUGGGUCAGUAGAAAUCGCCGACUACUGCCCUUUCAGUCAGGAAUUCAGCUGGCAUUUAAGUGGGGAAUACCAGCGCAGCUCCGACUGUAGAAUACUGGAAAAUCAACCAGAAAUGUUCAAGAACUACGGUGCAGAAAAGUAUGGCCCUCACUCGGUCUGUCUACUUCAGAAGUCAGCGUUUGUCAUGGAGCAGUGUGAGAGGAAGCUCAGUUACCCAGACUGGGGGAGCGGAUGCUACCAGGUUUCCUGUUCUCCUCAAGGUCUGAAAGUUUGGGUUCAGGACACUUCCUAUCUGUGUAGCCGGGCUGGGCAGGUCCUCCCUGUCCGCAUUCAGAUGAACGGCUGGAUUCACAAUGGAAACCUGCUCUGCCCCUCCUGCGGGGACUUCUGCGAGCAGUGUCCACCGGAAACCGACCCUCCAGCCGCUAACCUGACCCGAGCCCUUCCUCUGGACCUCUGCUCCUGUUCUUCUAGCCUGGUGGUCACGCUCUGGCUCCUCCUAGGCAAUCUGUUUCCUCUGCUGGCUGGAUUUCUUCUGUGUGUGUGGCACUAGGGAUGGAGAACUGAAUUCUCGAGAUGACAGCUUUGGCGUGUUCCCAUGAGCAAAGCACAAAGCCUGGGGGAGUGCCAGCCCAUGCCGGCGACGCAGACGGCAGAGCUGGCGUCCCUGACUCUGGCUUGGAAGCGCUGGCCGCAGAAGGUCCCUCAUCAGCCACACAGCCGCCUCCGAGCUUGAAGAGGAAUUGCGUGUGCCCAAGGCUCCUUAGUGUAUGGAUAUGCAGUCUCCUGACAGCGAGUUCUCCUUUGGAUUCAGGGCGGAUGGUGAGAUUUGCCAUGAUUACAUACCUCAGCAUUUGCGUUAACUGAGAAAGUUCGUGCGCAUCGAGGUCACUCACAGAGCAGCUGACCAACCACUCCAGAGUUUAAGUGGAGGAUCCCAUCCUCCAAAGUACAAAAAUGGUCAUUGGGAUUCCGGAUUUCCUGUCACCAUUGCACAUGCUUUAGAUGAAACCUGGACACGACGAUACACUCCGAUCAUCAUGCUUCUUGACGGUUCCGUUUUGCUAACGCUUCUGACUUGACCAUGUUUGCCUUUCCUGCCAGCUGUUUGGCCCGUUCACGACAGACAGCUGUUGCCCAUGUGUCGUCGGCCCUCAGCCAUCUUCAUCUGAGCGCAGCGUCCGCUUCAUUUCUCGUUAACUUCAUAGCAACCUGAAAGACCGUGGGGGAGCAUGAAGUACAGUGCACAGUGCGCACGUUGAGAUCACGCAAACAGAAGACAGCGUGAUUGUGGGUGCUUCGAGUAAUGUUUAGAACAACUGUAAUCCACCAAAGCCCAGCUGAUCCUUUCUGGCCUAUGUAAAAUUUCAAAGUUCAGACGUGGACAGGCAUGCGGUUACUUCCAAGUGGACUGAGCCGUUACAGAAGAACUGCUAGUACCUGGAAGUUAUUUCAUAGCCAAGAAGAAAAACUCAAGUCAAGACAAGGGGAUCUGAAUUGCUUCCUAAGAGCCAAGUGUUGGUUUGGCAUCCAGGCUGCCCCCAGGGGCCCAUCUGAGUCCUUUACAGAAGUUGGAAGAUUACCUUUGCUUUCAAUGUCCAUUUCCUCCCAUGGUCGACACUGCUGGACCACAUGGAUCUGUGAAGCAUCUCUGCUCUGGUACCAGAGCUUAACCAACCCUCUAGGACCCCAACUUUGAAUUUUUAUUUAUUUAUUUAUUUAUUUUUCCGAGACAGGGUUUCUCUGUGCAGUUUUGGUGCCCGUCCUGGUUCUCGCUCUGUAGACCAGGCUGGCCUCGAACUCACCGAGAUCCACCUGCCUCUGCCUCCUGGGUGCUGGGAUUAAAGGCGUGUGCCACCACCGCCCAGCCAACUUUGAAAUUCUUUAAUGAGGAAUGAUGUCCUGUUUUUCUCCCUAAAGAUAAAACGUUCUGUAGCCUUUGGGAACAGCAAGGUGGCUCAGUGGUAAAGGCACUUGCCACCAAGCCUGACCUCCUGAGUCUGAGUCCUGGAGACCACACUGAAAGUUGUCCUCUGACCCACACGUGCACACGCAUGUACACGCAAGUAAAUGUAAAACAGUUUUUAAAAUGAAACAUGACGUUUAGACACAUUCCUCUCCCGCCCUACCUGUUCCACUCAGCGUAUAGUUAUUGAGUGCUCUAUUCAAGAAACUGCAGGUAAAGCCGAGCAUGGGGACCUGUAACCCCAGCGCUUGGGAGGUAGAGGCAGGAGGAUCAUGAGUUCAAGGUCAUCCUCAGCUACAUAGGGAACUUGAAUGUAAAGUCAGUAUUGGCUGCAUGAAACACUGCCUUGGGGGUAGAGAAAAGAAAGAAAUAGUGUAAGCGAGCAAAACAUCCUGGUACUAAGUAGAAACUCCAGGGACUGUGGCUUUGCAGCAGGACAGCGAGCCCCAGAAUAUAGGGAACCUCACCCUUUUUUUUAAAGGCAGAAAUUUAAAAUGUGUACAUGCAUGCAGUACAAGCUGGAGAUAUUCAUCAUUGUGAAAAGCCGAGGACCCCAAACUCAGUCAGCUUCAGUUAAAGAGAAGUCGUGGUCUGGAGGCCAGCACUCUGUUUUGCCAGUAUUCUGCACUCUUUAAAUUGUACAAAAUCAGAAAAGUGAGUGUGUUGUUAAAGAACUGUACAAUAGGCCAGGCAUGGUGGCACCCGCUUUGAAUCCCAGCACUUGGGAGGCAGAGGCAGGUGGAUAUCUGAGUAUAAGGCCAGCCUGGUCUAUAAAGCAAGGUCCAUUCCAGCUAGGGCUGCAUAGUGAGAUGAAGCUAUCCAUAGCGGGAGGGGAGAGAAAUAUACAUUAAACUUUCAUACCUAUGAUGAUUAUAAAUCAUCCUACAAGAUGUAUAAAGAAUUUCACCAAAAAUACCAGUGGAGUAUGUUGAGGGUCGGUGGUAGGUUUGACUCCAUUUUGACUGUUUUGCAGUAAUGCCAUUUAGGUAGUCUUGUUUCCAAGCAUGGUGCUUUUUAUACUUGAAAUAUAUUUUUGCUUUAUUUUUUAAUUAAUAUAAUUAUAUUUGCACUAAUGACUUUCUGGAGAAAAUGUUACAGACGACGUUUUUUGUAUAUAUAUUUAUUAAGCUCGGAAUGUGAUGUCCCAGUGUUUUCUCUGCACAAACAUGAAACUUAAUGCAGCCCAUGUCAAGAAGCACCGUCCCUUCCUCUUCAGUGAGGCUAGAGCACGGUCAUCCAUCACUCAUCCCACCUAGGGUCCUUAGCAAGACGUAGACGGUCUCUCAGCCCGUGAGACAGUUUAAGAGGCUCGUGGGCACUUUGAAUAUAGCACCUAAGAAGAGGCUUCUACAGUCUGCGGUUCCAAUGCAGAAUUAGCUCUAGAGUUCGGCCAUGAACUGAAGAGUUGGAAAGAGCCUCAUGUUGGCGUUCUCUGGCCGAUUAGCCCUUUCACAUCACAAGGAUGUGAUCCAAGGAGGAGACCAAGCAGGGUGUCCAGUGGUGGAAGCGAGGUGGGGCCCAAAGGACAGGGGACAGCUGAUCAGGGGAAGAGGACCGUAGUAGACUGGAGUCCCUUCCUGACUCAGAAGGGCAAGUGUUUAUAAAAACUGACUACCUCGGUGUUCAGUUCAAGCAGGUCACUGUAAGUAUUUUAAGGCCCUAGGUGUCAAACAUACCAAGUGAGUUGUCUCAGGUUUUCUCAGAACUUACCGGAAGGAAGGAAGCAAAGCCAUGUGAGGAGCCUUGAGCCGGGCAGGAAAGGCGCUGGACAGCAUUUGAUAGUCUGUGUGUCGACUCCUCUGAUAGUCUGCAGAACAUCCUUCCAGUAAUCCUUACAUUUUUCCCAUAAGAUUCUUAUAUUCCUAAGACCAAAUGAGCGUUCUAAAAACGUUAUAAAUUAUGCUUAGCAUUAGUUUUCAGCCUAAGUUGGCCUAGAGUUUAUUGAGAGUUGAAGAUAUAAUAUAACUGUAUGGGUUGUAAAUAGUUUUAGGAAGAUACAUAAGUAUAUCAGAGUAUUCCACGAAAUGUUAUUAACGUUUCUUCAAUAUUAGACUUACAGAUUGAGCCAGGCACGGUGGUCAUGCCUAUAAUCCCAGCACUGGGGAGAUAGAGGCAGGAGGAUUAUGAUUUUAAAACCAGCUGGGCUACAGAGAGAGAGAGAGACUGUCUUAUUCCUACUGCCCCAGAAAAAAGAAGGUUUCCCAAUUUCAGCUAUGUAUAAAGCAGUUAGAUGGUCCGUCCGAAUCUUUAGCUCCAAAGCCUCAUGACUAACACUCGACAAGGUCACUGCUGGCCCUGCUCAGCCUCCCGGGGUCUCCAGCCAGACGCCGUGUUCCAUGCCUUGCCCAGCUGUGAACUUAGAAGCCGGAUAACAGAGAAGAGCCAGUCUCCGAGGACAGCUGAGUGGUCCUGGCAGGAGGAGAUGGACGUCGCUCAUAGCCUCACAGCCAGGCACUCGAUCUCCCUGCCGUGACCUUUGCCCCCAGCCCAGGAGGACUGACGGGCUCUGCUAAAGUCUGUGCUGCUCUUUCUGAAGAAAGGGCUGAGCUGGAGAGAAGACGGUUUGUUUGUUUUGUUUUGUUUUGUUUUUGUUUUUCCUUUUUAAAAUUAGGUUGGGACUGGGGAGGGAAUCCUUUUAUGUUUACAUUUUUAAGAAGUAAAAUAGAUUUUAAAAUUAGUCCUUAUUUAUGGUGGUGAAUUUAAGUGUAAUAUAUUCCAUAGAAAAACACAUUUAAUAAAAAUGGAAAUAACUUGCA